AUGUGUGUAGGGGGCAAGUGUCCUGUUGUUGGCAAUGUUGUCUUGUGGAGUGAUCACGGCAGGGGAGGAAUGAGGAUGAACGGUCUCAGGGAGAAGCGCCAGCAUGAUGAAGACUCUUACAUCUCAGACACCAGCUCGAGCUUCGAUCCCCCGGAGCCACACUUCGUAGCACCAGACACGCUCAUGUCGCCGAGCCCUCAGCAGGGCGCGAGAGUGCAAGACAUCGUUGACUGCGAGACUGUGAACGAGUCCACGAGCUUGUAUACAGUCGGACUUCGUCUAUCCGACAUGCUCCCUCACGUGGUGGAGGAUGUUGUUGAUGCGAGAGAUGCAUCGAACAGAAGCAGGAGGGCAGCGUUCACGGUCGGAGACAUCCUGCUAGGAAUCGACGAGUUCCCUGUUGAGCUGGCAAAGCCAGAGAUUGUAAAGAAGCUGCUCACUGGCAUCAAGGACAGUUUGGUGAAGUUAGUAUUCCAGAGGCCAGACAAGUCGUGCUAUGAUGUUGUCAUCAAGCGGAACAUCGAAGUUGAAACGCACGAAGAACAAAAGUGUCUCUAUGAGUUCGCAGAUAGAAGCAACUCAGAUAUUGCUCUUGAUCGCUCUGCCUUGGCCAUCCUACAGGUCAGUGUGAAGUCUCUUGAUUUCUUCUUUGAAUCUGGGAGCCUCCAGGAUAUCAGGAACAGUAUCUGUGACGUGCAUGAGAAACCAUUGGAUCUGAUCAGCCGGUCUUUCAUGACGGAAACCACUCUGGCAUUCCGUAUAGGAGUCGAGAAAGCCGGCGAUGGGACCAUUCGAUCCUGCACUGUCACUUCAGUUGUUCCUGGGAGUGUGGCCGACCUGUGCCACGGGCUGCAGGUUGGAGAUCUGAUACAUGCGGUGGAAGAUGCUUCAGUGAAGUCCAUGGGAGAAGACGAGCUGAUCGAGCGCAUGUACGGAGAUGGCCGGGUGGGGUCCAAGUGCAGGUUGACAGUGCAGAGCUCCAGGAGCGGAGAGAUCAGAGACGUGGAGGUACGGAGGACGAACGCAAGCGCUGCAAGUGAGAUGGAGGAUUUCUUCCUCUUGGCGCGAGACCAUUCGCAGCUCAUCUUCGAUGGUGUCGACAGUGUGGAUCUAGAGUACUCGCUCAGGCUGCUGUUGAAUCAAGCCAUCAACAUCGAGAGACUUCGAGUCAUCAACGAACAGUUGCUCUCCGCAAGGCUCACAAACCUUCAGUUGAAGUUGUUUCAUUGUCAUGAGGAACUCAUCAAGCGAAUGAAGCCAGCGAAGCUUGAGAGGUUCGAAAACGAUGAGAUGACAUUACAAGCGAAUUCGCAAGGAUCUUUAGUCAGCCAACAGAAGAAGACUACACACACCGAACAUGAUGAAGCUCUCCUUGAUAAAGAGAUUGCGCACAACGUCAAUCAGCUGCUCGCAAAUGGUCUCGGAAAAGAGCGUCUCAUCGAGAUUUUGAAGUCAAUCGCGGAAUACCCACGAUCGAGAACAGAGGAGGUGUUGCGUCUGCUGCGAUUCGGCAAGGGAGCAGGAGACGUGAGCGACCAGCUGCAGCCGAGGAUGACGAGCACAGACCUCAAGGACCUUCAGGACGCGGAGAAGUACUUCAGCCUCGAGCUCGAUGCUCGAGAGAAAGAGAACCAGGGCCUCAGAGCUGAGCUGGAAGAGACUUACCAGCACAGGGCUGUGCUCAUUCACGAACUGAAGGAGUUGAGGGAGUUCAAAACUAAGAACGAGGAAGCUCCUCAUACGUCUCCUGCCUCGGGCCCCUCCCUUCCUGCUGCUCCUCCUCCGCCUGCUGCUGUUGCCCCUUCCCCUGCUCCUUCUGCUGCUCCUUCUGCUGCUCCUCCCCUUGUCUCUCCCGCUGUUCCUGCCCUUCCUGGUACUCCAGCUCCUCUGCAGGUGAUGUUGCACGCCUUCGCUGCUCCCUCAAUCGCAAGAGUUGACGCGCAACAGGAUGGGGAGAGAAACGUCGAUGGAGCGACAAGAGAAGGCGACAAGAAGCCGGCUCAAACGCCGCACGCCGAUCAGCCCGCGCAUGCGCCGUCGAGUCGCGAUCGAGAAUCAGCCAGCGCCAUGGGGGGAAGGAAGACUGCUGGAGUCGGCAUGCUGCUGGAGAAGCACGAGGCGACUGGCAAGGUGUUCGUCAAGAAGAUUCACAGCGGAGGAUCCGUGGAGGGGGACGGGAGGAUUCGGGUCAUGGACCGCCUGCUCAAAGUGAACGAGCAAGUCGUGGACGACAUGUCGCUCGCUGAGGUCCUGGAGCUUGUCAAGGGUGAGGAAGGAACGGAGGUGUCCCUUGAGAUUGCUCAGAAGGUUGUUAGGGGAGGCAGCGUGGAGGAGGAGGUUUGCGAGUCGUCUCAUGUUGCUGAGAUCUGA
This is a messenger RNA of Guillardia theta CCMP2712, 2370 nucleotides long. RefSeq lists its product as hypothetical. The record is from RefSeq and is a predicted model, not a curated record. Lineage: Eukaryota; Cryptophyceae; Pyrenomonadales; Geminigeraceae. The transcript is spliced from 18 exons. Gene Ontology annotation, molecular function: endopeptidase activity; protein binding. Bases 1 to 2370 code for a protein of 789 amino acids.